Molecule: messenger RNA, 1656 nt
Organism: Rhodamnia argentea
Lineage: Eukaryota; Viridiplantae; Streptophyta; Magnoliopsida; Myrtales; Myrtaceae
Product: RNA-binding protein 24-like
Exons: 7
Coding region: 502-1356 (284 amino acids)
Molecular function (GO): RNA binding
Source: RefSeq, a predicted model, not a curated record
UUAAUGCAUCAGACAGUGAGGCCUCCCUCUCUCUCUCUCUCUCACAAAAGCCUCUCACUCGAGCAGCUGUCAUUCCCACAUAUACAAACCCCACCACCACCUCCUCCCUCCCUCUCUCCUCAGCUCGGCCAGCAAAUCACCGCUUGCACCUGUCGGAUCUCUCUCUCUCUCUCUCUCUCUCUCCCUCUCUGCAACACCAGGUGCUCUUUGUUCUUUUAAUUGACCUACUUUGUGUUUGGUUUCAAGAACAGCAACGAUCACAGGCAGACCCCUAAUAUCAGCACAAACGAUUCCCUUAAUGAGCUAAAAUCAUGGAGGGGACGGCGGUCGAGCUCAACUCGUGCGCGGGUGACGAGGCGGCGUCGCGGGGCCAAAUGAGGUGGAAGAGAAGAUAUCGCCACUGAAACAAAGCAAAGAAAAGAGCAGAGAGAGAAAGAAACGCACGCGCGCACGUCCUCCUUGAAGCUGAAGCUCCCUCUUUUUGAUGACAUUCGCACUUCAAUGGCCUACCCACCGCACUACCGAUCCCAGUUCGGCGACACCACGUUGACCAAGGUCUUCGUCGGAGGCCUGGCCUGGGAGACCCCCACCGACGACAUGCGCCUCUACUUCGAGCAGUUCGGGGACAUCCUUGAGGCCGUCAUCAUCACGGACAAGAACACCGGCAAGUCCAAAGGCUACGGAUUUGUGACAUUUCGCGACCCGGAAUCAGCGAGAAGAGCUUGCGUUGAUCCCAACCCGGUCAUCGAUGGAAGAAGAGCCAACUGCAACAUCGCUUCCAUGGGCAGACCACGACCUUCGCCGCCCCGAGGGAGAGCACAAGGUGGCAAUUACCCCUACCAAGGAGGAGCACCGCCGGCAGCCAGCGGCACCGCGCCCUACAGCGGACGAGCGCCGCCGCCCCCGCCGCCGCCGCCGCCGUUCGUCUAUCCGCCUUACGGGUACUCGACUUACCCUCCUGAAUAUGGAUACCAUCAAGCACUGUACAAUCCGAUCCUCCAGCAGCAGCAACAGCAACAGUACUAUCAGCAGAUGUACGGGGCGUCGCCGGCCUCGACAUCCGCUGCGGGAGGCGUCUCCCCGUACUACUAUGGCUACUCGGUGCAGGCUGGGAGGGGAGGUUACUCCACGCCCCGGGCGCACCGUAUCCCCGGACCCUCUUACCUCUACUAUCCUGCGCAGGGCGAGGGCUCCCUCUCCCAGUUCCACCCUCCUCCCCCUCCCACUAUCCAACCUCUCAGGCUUCCCUUCGCUUCUCCCGCAGCAGAUGCGCACAACGCGCCAGCUUCAGCUGCCACGGAAACGUCGUCGUCGUCGUCGCCAGGGAUCGCUUCUUCUCAAGCUCCGACAACCUGAAGAAACGAACAAACGCCAUUCGAGCGUCUAACGGGGAGUUUGCUUUACGAUGAUGAUCCGUGUUCCUCCGAUCCACCAACAUCCCUCCUGUCCCCGAGAAAACAUCGAUGAUCAUCGCCACAUGACCGACCUCGGAGGAGGAGGAGGAGAGAAGACUAAUCAUAAUCAACACCUGAUUUAUUAAUUUUCAUUUCUUUUUUUAAUCUCUCUCUUUGACAAAAAUGAUUCAUUCAUUUUUCUCCGCGCUCGCAUCCCGCACGGAUUCGUUCAUCUAUGGUUGGAGCUUAUUAAUAUCUUUUU